This is a messenger RNA of Olea europaea var. sylvestris, 730 nucleotides long. RefSeq lists its product as uncharacterized. The transcript has 2 exons. The record is from RefSeq and is a predicted model, not a curated record. NCBI's taxonomy places the organism in Eukaryota, Viridiplantae, Streptophyta, Magnoliopsida, Lamiales, Oleaceae. The coding region runs from base 285 to 704 and encodes 139 amino acids.
GUCGAGAGAUAGUUCGUUUGCAUGGCUUUCCUCGCUCUAUCGUAUCGGAUAGAGAUCGGAUCUUUAUAAGUACAUUCUGGACGGAAUUAUUUAAAGCACAGGGGACUCCCCUGGCUCACAGCACAGCCUACCAUCCACAAACGGAUGGGCAAACGGAAGUCUUGAACAGAUGCUUGGAGACAUACUUGGGGUGUUUUGCUUCAAAUAGGCCUCAAGUUUGGAAUUAGUUCUUGCAUUGGGCGGAGUACUGGUAUAACACUUAACUUUUGUUGGAACGAGAUGAAAUGUUGACUGAGUUGAAGGUGCACCUUUUUAAAGCACAGCAGCGCAUGAAACAGGAGGCUGACAAGCACCGUCGUGAUGUCCAGUUUGAAGUUUGGGAACUAGUUUACCUCAAACUUCGGCCUUAUCGUCAGAAAUCCUUGGCUAAGCGCCUAAAUGAGAAGUUGUCCCCCCGUUACUAUGGCCCCUUUAAGAUUGAAUCGAAAGUGGGAAGGGUAACAUACAAGCUUAAACUCCCUGCCUCAUCAGCUAUUCAUUCCGUGUUCCAUCUAUCCCAGUUACGUAAGGCCAUUAGUAGUGUUAAGCCCAUUUCUGCCUUUCCUCCACAACUCUCGGCUACAGGGGAAUUCAUCUUGGAGCCAGAAAUAAUUUUGGGAGUUCGCCCUAAUGCUGGCCACACUGCUGCAAGUCUGGACAUUUGAUCAAGUGGAAGAAUCUUCCAGGCUAC